Miniopterus natalensis is the source of this 960-nucleotide messenger RNA. RefSeq names its product olfactory receptor 7C2-like. Gene Ontology annotation, cellular component: membrane. Gene Ontology annotation, molecular function: olfactory receptor activity; G protein-coupled receptor activity. Gene Ontology annotation, biological process: G protein-coupled receptor signaling pathway. NCBI's taxonomy places the organism in Eukaryota, Metazoa, Chordata, Mammalia, Chiroptera, Miniopteridae. The record is from RefSeq and is a predicted model, not a curated record.
AUGGAAAGAAGAAACCAAACAAGAGUCAGAAACUUUCUCCUCCUGGGAUUCCCAGGGAAGCCGGACCUGCAGCCCCUCCUCUUUGGGCUGUUCCUCUCCAUGUACCUGGUCACAUUUACCGGGAACCUACUCAUCAUCUUGGCCAUCAGCUCAGACUCCCGCCUCCACAUGCCCAUGUACUUCUUCCUGUCCAACCUGUCCUUGGUGGACAUCUGCUUCACCUCCACCACCGUCCCGAAGAUGCUGGUGAACAUCCAGGCACAGAGCAAAGCCAUCACCUAUGAAGGCUGCAUCAGCCAGAUUUUUUUUUUCAUUAUGUUUGGAUGCUUGGACAAUUUACUCUUGACCAUGAUGGCCUACGACCGCUUUGUGGCCAUCUGUCACCCCCUGCACUACACAGUCAUCAUGAACCCUCGGUUCUGUGCACUGCUGGCCCUGGGCUCUUGGUGCAUCAGUGUCAUUGGCUCCCUGCUUGAAACCUUGACUGUCUUGAGGCUGUCCUUCACAGACAUUGAAAUCCCACACUUUUUUUGUGAUCUUCCUGAAGUCCUGAAACUCACCUGUUCUGACGCCCUCGUCAAUAACAUGGUGGUGUAUUUUGUGACUAUCAUCCUAGCUGUUGUCCCUCUCUCUGGGAUCCUCUUUUCCUAUGCUCAGAUUUUCUCCUCUGUCCUGAGGGUUUCCUCAGCUAGGGGAAAGUUCAAAGCCUUCUCCACCUGUGGGUCUCACCUGUCGGUGGUCUCCUUGUUCUAUGGCACAGGCCUGGGGGUCUACUUCAGUUCUGCAGUCACUUCAUCCUCUAGGACAAGUCUGGUGGCCUCAGUGAUGUACACCAUGGUCACCCCCAUGCUGAAUCCCUUCAUCUAUAGUCUGCGGAACAGGGACAUGAAGAGGGCCCUGGGAGGACUCCUCAUGAGGGUGGAGACUCUCAGGAGAAGAGCUGUUACAGGACUCUCCUGA